UGCUGUUUACAUGUGUGGCGGAUAUAACAUUAUAUACAUACUACAAGACUGAUUUAUUGCUGGCAACAUUAUUCAUAUCGGAGCCGAAAUUUCAUCAAAGUCAAAGAUGUACCUGCACAUGCUGUGUACGCCUGCAAAUGACAAUAUAUAAAAGAACUACAGAUAUUUCAGAUCGUUGAAUAUGCAGCUCUACAAUCUUUGUUUAAUCAUAUGGGGUGCGUUUGAAAGCGUUCUGUACAGCAUGUAUAUUUGGCUGGGCUCAACUUUUGGAAAUACUUGAAAGUGAACGAUAUUUCUCGUCUUAUUGUGGAACUGAUGAGGCUGAUGCUAACAAAACUGUAUCACAAUUAAAAGGCAACUCUUCAAAUGGCGACAAUGGCGACGAAACCUGUUCGAGACAAGACAGUCUUCUUAUACUGGCAUAUACAUUAUCUGUGUUUACAUAUUUUGGAUCGAUGUUUUUCAGCGGAAAAUAUUUGGAUAUCUUUGCGUUUAGGAAGACAAGAAUAUUAGCAUGUUUCAUCUUUUUACUGGCGGGUGGAGCGAUGCUCUUGUCAACAUAUGAUCUACAUGAACUUCUCUUUCCUGGUCUUCUCCUUACUGUAAUUGGUGGAGGAUUUUAUACAUCAGUUUUAGUGAAGGUUUGUGGUGUUCUUUCUCAGCGUCGUUAUAUGGCUAUGAGUAUUAUAAAUGGAGGAAUUGAUUCUUCAGCCGUUUCGUGGCUCAUUUUUAAGUUGUGUUUUAAUGCUGGGGUUUCGUUCAGAACCAUUAUCAUCGUUUACUAUGCCUUUGUUUUUGGUCAAGGCAUGUUGUUCACGUUUACGAUAUUUCCUGAAGAUCUGCCGGAUGACACUGAAGAAGAUGUUGGAAGAUAUGAAAACAACGGCUCGAAAACUGAAAAAUAUAUAGAACAUAUAAAAAGUGACAAUGCUUUCACAAUAUCCCGUGAAGUUCAGCAAAACGACACUGAAAGUAUGGAAGAUAAGAAACAUGAUAAGAUUGAAGCCUUGGAGGAAAGUCCAACUACAGGCACAACAAGUCUGUUUUCCAUGAUCAAAAGCCCAAAGUUUAUAAUUCACACAUGUUUUGUUUCUAUCUCCGUUCUACGUUCUACCUCUAUUAUCGGAAUGAUCAACCCUUUGCUCAAACGUCUGACGGAUGACGAAGGAAAAGUCGAUUUAUAUCUCACCAUAUUUGGAAUAAUUCAAUUUUGUGGAUUAUUUUUGUCUUUUGCUCCUGGUUUUCUUCUUGAUUGGGCUCCAGCUGGAAGACAUCGGGACUUUUCUGUCAUUUUAUCUUUCAUACUCACGGGAGUGCUCUCAAUUCUUGUGACCGUUGGUCUACUGAUACCAGUUCUUGAAUUUCAGAUUGUUGUAUUCUUACUUUAUACCGUUCUGAGAUCUUUCUUAUAUUCGACACACGGAUCAUUUAUAAUGAAAGCAUUUCCUUUAUAUCAUGCUGGUGCCUUGUUUGGUUUAAGUCUCUUAGUUUCAGCUGUAGUUUCAUUGUUUCAAAUACCAAUGUUUGCUUUGAUGGAGGGACCGUAUGGCGGUGAUCCAACUUGGGUGAAUGUUGGUUUGUUGGUUGUUCAAAUGGUAGUGAUGGUUCAUCCAAUGUAUUUAUGGAUUUGCGCUGAAAAUGAAAAGAAGGGAAACAAUCAUAACACUAGUUUGACAAUAUCAAACCCUUUUGCAGACCCUGAUAACUUUAGUCAAGCUAAAACUAAACCUUGA
This is a messenger RNA of Dendronephthya gigantea, 1733 nucleotides long. Its product is annotated as solute carrier family 43 member 3-like. NCBI's taxonomy places the organism in Eukaryota, Metazoa, Cnidaria, Anthozoa, Malacalcyonacea, Nephtheidae. The record is from RefSeq and is a predicted model, not a curated record. The transcript is spliced from 12 exons. The coding region runs from base 456 to 1733 and encodes 425 amino acids.